CUUGAACAGUUUAAGAACAAUUUCAAAGAACUCGCAACAGGCGCCGAUAAUCACUGGGUUAAUUGCAUCUUCGUUGGCCAAUAUGUCUGCUUAUAACACCUGUUUCUUAUCUACUUUAUACAACUGGAGGAAAGUAAACAAUGUCCAUUUUUGACCAAUUUCGAGAUAUUGAACCUGAUCGCAUCCGCAAUAGCAUAGUAUCAAUUAUUGCAGGAUUUUUAUUUGCAUUAGGCUGGUGGAUAGCAAUUGACGCAGCUGUACUUUUCGCUGAAAACAAUUCUUUACCUAAUGCAUAUCAUACAGCUGGAGUAUUCAGCACCAUUGCUUUCAUAUUAAUUAACAGUGUUCCUAACGGAGUGUUGAGAGAUGAAUUUUCAGACAGUCGUAUCGGUCGUCGUGGAGCACUUAUAUGCCUAUUUUUCGCUUUCUCAAUGGCAUUUAGUAGUACAAUAGCUGCAUGUUGGAUACUAUUUGGAGGUUAUAUCGCUGUAGAUAAAACACCAGUAUGGCCAGGUGUAGCUAUACUAUUACAAAAUCUACUAAUUUGUAUAUCAUCAAUUUUAUUCAAAUUUGGCAGAAAAGAUCUUAGUGAUUUCUAAUCUGCUCAUUUUAAAAAUAUUAUUCUCACUUGAUUGCUCACUCAUCGAUUCAUUUAAUAACAUUAUCGUCAUAGUACCAAAUGAACAAUGAAUUCAAUGAAAAAGCAUUUCCUCAUUUCAUUUACUUCUUGAAAAAAAUAUUUUUAUUUUCCAAUGAAAAAAAUUACUUCAAAUAAAGUGUAAACGUUUUUGUUUUUUGUUGUAACUGUGUGUGUACGUGUGUGCAAUUAUGUGUUUGACAUAAUUAAACUUUAAUACCACAUUUGAGAACAUAUCUAUUGUAUUCAAUUAAACAAUACAUUCAAUACAUACAACAUUCAAUAAUAGUCCUUUUCAUUUUCGGUGGAAAACAUAAAAAUGCCUCUAAAAUAAAAAUAAAAAGUUUUAAAUAAAAGUUAAGUAAUGUAUGUGUCGGUGUGCACAUGUUCUGCUGUUAUUUUAUGAAUGAUUAUUCCACUUACCUUGAAUGGGAUAUUUUUUUCGGCCGAAAAAUUGUUGUUCAUUUUCUUCUGCAAUACACUGAGGAUGAAUAAUUCAAUAAAAAUGUAGGUAGAUA
This is a messenger RNA of Schistosoma haematobium, 1155 nucleotides long. It is a transcript of the gene TMEM50A, whose product is annotated as Transmembrane protein 50A. Gene Ontology annotation, biological process: protein targeting to vacuole; late endosome to vacuole transport via multivesicular body sorting pathway. Bases 141 to 599 code for a protein of 152 amino acids. The transcript has 4 exons. The record is from RefSeq and is a predicted model, not a curated record. Lineage: Eukaryota; Metazoa; Platyhelminthes; Trematoda; Strigeidida; Schistosomatidae.